AAUAAGCUGUACCAAAUAAACUUGGUGGCAACUGAAUGGUGUGAAAAUAUGUAAAUUUUAAGAUUGUCUUAAGUCCUUCUUUCCUUAAUUAUUAAAAAGAAAUUUUUUUGGCUUUGGGUAUCAGUUUUAUCUUACUGGAAUAGCUUCCAAAAAGCAAUCUCCAAGCAGCUGGUCAGAGAAUUUCGAAGUGAUCUAAAGAGAUGAAAAUCUGAAGUGGCAAGUUCUAGUGAAUAUGAGGGAUGACACAAAACAUCUCAUAUGUACUCAGUGAGUCUUUGUGGGGUGUUCAUUGAAAUAUGGGUCCAGGGAAUAGUCAUGAUGAAAGACAGUACUUUAACAAUAGAAAUGUUGUCAAGUAUAGUCAAAGACCAUCAAGCAAAGCAGUCAGCGAAAAGAGAAGAUUUAGAAAAGAAAAAGAAAGAAGCUGUUGUUGCUGCUAGUACAUUAACAUCUGCACUGGUUGACCAUUUGAAUGUUGGGGUUGCUCAGGCAUACUUGAAUCAGAAGAGACUAGAUCAGGAGUCUAGACAAUUACAUACUAAUGUUACAAAUUUUGCAAAGCAGACAGCACAGUGGUUACAACUUGUAGAGAACUUCAGCCAAGUUUUGAAAGAGAUUGGUGAUGUUGAAAAUUGGGCUAAGAGCAUUGAAAAUGACAUGCGGACUAUUUCAAGUGCUUUAGAAUAUGCAUAUAAAGUUGGUCAAGAUGAAGCUUGAGAAACCAUAUUGGAUAAAUAAAUAUGAAUGAGUGGAAAAAAACUGCCAGGAAGUAAAUAUGAUUUAUCAUAUACCGAAUUUCUCAUUUGUGUUGAAGCACAUCUUAAAGUAUGUUAUGAAAAUCUGAAUAGCUAUUUCAAUGAAAAAUUGUUAAUCAUGCAUGUUAAAAGGACAAUACAGUGACCUUUCUCAUCUAGUAACAAGAAGAAAAAGUUCAAAAUACAGUAAAAAUGUAAGUUGUCAUAAUUCCAUAGAAAAUUUAUACUUUUGUAAGUUAUGUAAAUAGAUUGUGGCAAUGUAAAUUUUGAACAAUAAAUAUCUGAAAUUUAUUUGUA
Stegodyphus dumicola is the source of this 1052-nucleotide messenger RNA. It is a transcript of the gene Blos1, whose product is annotated as biogenesis of lysosome-related organelles complex 1 subunit 1. Gene Ontology annotation, biological process: endosomal transport. The record is from RefSeq and is a predicted model, not a curated record. Lineage: Eukaryota; Metazoa; Arthropoda; Arachnida; Araneae; Eresidae. Gene Ontology annotation, cellular component: BLOC-1 complex.